GAAACAUUCAUUUAAUUUCCAUCUUUUUUCUUCAAAAACUGAGGUGAAGCCUGAAACCAAGGCAGAUAAACAGCGGAAAUGGCGGCCAAUGUCCACGGAAAACAAUGUCCCAACAAUGAAUUCAUUGAUAUCAUUACAGAAAAUAGUUACAGAAACAUUGGAAAUCAACAGAAGACAAAACUGGCAUUACGUGCAAAAACUCUCAAGUUAAAAGAGACAGAAGAGACUCGUCUUUCAUUUGGUCAGUUGAAACAUGAAACACACAUGACUAAACUACCACAAGUUGCAAACUCAACCAUCUCAUCUAAUUAGUCCGAACCAAUGGGUGCCAACUUAAAUAGGCCACUGAUAUGAGUGUUGAUAUCUUCAUGGCCAUUGAAUUAAUCAUUCAAUAAUAAAAGCUUCGGCUCCCAUGAUUGCCGCUCCUCUCAUUAACAGGUUUGUUACCAACUGCUUAAGGUUGUAUUUUCCCUAACAGUGUCAUGCAUAAAAUCCUUUCUUGACUAGAGUAUGAAUCAAAUUUCCAGAUGUCACUUCUUAAGCUCAUUAAAGAACUGCAGUUUCUUCUUAUGUGACUGAUUGUAGUAGUAGUGAUAGUAGUACCAUCAACCUCAUCCCUGCUAUGUUGUGGUCUUCAAAAUUGCACUUCAUCUGGUAUUCAGAUUGUUGAAUUAUCAAUACAUGUAUUUAAAUGCUCAUUAUGAAGAGUUAGGCGGAAUGAGGAAGCGGUCCAGCCCAGCUGGUCGCCGACUCACUCUCCCUUACGGCCUUACGGGAGGUCUCGGGUUCGAAACUCAAUGAAGUGAGUUUCAGCCUAGAUUACUCCAGGCUCCCCCAGCCCCCCCUCCCCCAAACGCCCCCUGGAGUAAAAAAAAAAAAAGAGUUAGGUGGAAUUAUUAGAUAGGCAUGAAGGCAUUCUAUGUUCUAACCCUUGGAAUACUAGAUGGAAUAUAAUGGUAUUUUUGUAUAUAGGUAUGGAAAACAACAGUUCAUGAAUGAUGAUCUAAAUAGUCUCAAGGAUUUUUCUAAAAUAUAUCAACACUAUAAACUCAAGCAAAAACGUUCAGUGGCAAAACAUUACACCGUGUGUCCUUCCUGUGGCACACUUCAACAAAGAUUAAUGAGAGAAAUUCCAAAACCCCUGUCAUAUCAUUGACUAAUUUUUGUAAAGAUCAGUUUAUACUAUAAAUUCGUGCAAAAGAUAUAGGAGAGAAAUUUCCAAAAACGUCAUCAUUAUAUCAUAUUUAUGGUGUAGUAUGAAACCAAGAAAAGGCUUGCUUAUUUUCACACAUAUAUUGUUCCAUUUCAUGCAAAUUUGAAAUGUAUCAAUGUAUCAUCAUUGUUCUAGACCCAUUCUUUUUUAAUAGUGGAAAACGGGUAAUGAGAGGAAAUAAAUUGGUAUGAGCAGUAGGUAUUAGUUAUCUCCUGAUUGGAAGGGGAGAUAAAAUGGAAACUGAAAGAAAAUGAAAAGAUAAUGAAGCGGAAGUAUUAUCUCCCCUCACUCUUAUCAUAUACUUUUUAUCUUCCCAAACAUGAGAAGGAAAUGAGAGAAAGAACAGGCUCCCCUUCUCAGCACACAAUACACAUUGAGCCUAACUCCUCACUCUUCUCAACCUACAUCAUACGAUAUACUACCUCCCCUUUCUCACUUAUCUUCCCCCCCUUCCCUCUCUUAUUUCCUUUCACAUGAACGAAACAUAUUCUACAGGGUUUAAUAUCCUCCAAAUAGUGCAUUAUAGGUGGCUGCAGGUGCACAGGAAGCUAGUAGUACCUGGACUACAGCUGACUGCGUGGCCGAGGCAGCUCAGCAGCGAGACUUCAAAAAUGAGAGGGAAAGCUGUUUCCGGGAAAGCCAUAUUUGUACUCUGUGUGGCAACCUUCCUAGCUGGAUCACUGUUCAGUAGCCGGACAUGGAAUCUGCAUCCAGACAUUACAUCAGAUGGCAGAGGUGUCAACCAUGACUGUGACCACAAGCGCAAACUGGUGGAAACAAAUACAAGAGAUGUCAUGGGAGAAGUGAAGAAGACUCAUCUAGCUAUCCAGUCACUUGAGAAAACAAUAUCAGCAUUAGAGAUGGAGCUAGCCGUCUCAAGAAUAAGUAGAGGUGGAAGCAAGACAGCAGCAGAAGGAUCAGAUAGCCUUAAAAAGGCAUUUGUUGUCAUAGGAAUCAACACAGCAUUUAGCAGCAGAAAAAGGCGUGACUCUCUCCGUGAAACAUGGAUGCCUAAAGGGGAUGAGCUGAAGAAACUAGAAAAAGAGAAGGGGAUAAUCUUACGGUUCGUGAUAGGACACAGUGCCACCCCAGGAGGACUUCUUGAUAGAGCAAUUGAUGAUGAGGAAGCUGAAUAUAAAGACUUCCUAAGGCUUAAUCACGUGGAAGGAUAUCACGAGCUCUCCACAAAGACGCGCAUAUAUUUCUCCACUGCUUUCUCCAUCUGGGAUGCAGAGUUCUAUGUGAAGGUUGAUGAUGAUGUACAUCUCAAUCUGGCAACACUAGCCACCACUCUAGCAAGGCACAGGUCAAAGCCUAGAGUCUACAUCGGCUGCAUGAAAUCAGGACCAGUUCUUUCCCGGAAAGGGGUGAAGUAUCACGAACCCGAGUUUUGGAAAUUCGGAGAAGAAGGGAAUAAGUAUUUCAGGCAUGCCACUGGCCAGAUAUAUGCCAUCUCCAAGGACCUUGCUGCCUACAUAUCGAUAAACUCGGGAAUCUUGCAUAGAUAUGCCAAUGAGGAUGUGUCUUUAGGGGCAUGGCUCAUUGGUUUGGAAGUGGAGCAUGUGGACGAAAGAUCAAUGUGUUGUGGUACUUCCCCAGGUAUUAAAAGAAAACUCCAGUACUAUACUGAUUUUUAGCCAUUUAAAAUUUCAAACUAUAACAGAAAAUAAUUAAUAAAUAAAUGAACAAAUAGAUGAAAUGUCAGACUGUGAAUGGAGAGCAAAGGCAGGGAAUGUGUGUGUGGCAUCAUUUGACUGGUCAUGCAGCGGGAUUUGCAAAUCAGUGGAAAGGAUGAAACAGGUGCAUCAUUCAUGCGGGGAAGGUGAAGGAGCAGUUUGGAGUAUUAAUAUGUAAUAAUGAGUUUAAAAUUUAUAGCACUCAUCAUCAAGUAAUACUGAAAGAAAUGAGGGUCAGAUUCUGAGAGGAGGAGCUUAUUAAAUUACAGUUUCAAUAAUGCUUACAUUUCUGUACUUUUUCUUUUUGACAGAAUUUUGAUUUUGUCAUUGGUUCAGAAAAGAAGGUUACCAUCUAGCCUAGUCCAAUAAAUUUAUACUUUGUUAGUGAUGUCUUCACAGCUUAAGACAGAAGAAAGAGUUGGAAUUAAAGAAAAUUAUGACUGUGAGAUUGACUUAGUUCUCCAACAGAGCUUUCUUUGUGACAUAAAACCAAUUGUCUCCUUACAAAUGUUCUUCUUGAAUUGCUACAACUUUAUUCAAAGUAUAUUCUGACAAUAGUAGGAUGAUGAUCAUCAUCAUCAUUACCUCAGUGCUGCAAAGGCUCCCACCUACGGUGGGGUAAGGGUCUGACAAUAGUAGGACAAAUAUAAAAAAUGGUAAAAUGUUUUCUAUAUUCUCAGGGAAUGUAGCACUCCUUCCAUCCCAUAAAAAGAUUCUGCAUCCAUAAUUUUAGACGGCUAUAGACUUCCUGUUAAUCAAACAUGCCGCCGGAUAUGAGCCAUGAACCAUUUAAUAUAAAAAUCAUUGUUUUGAAAAGCGGAAAAUGGCAUUGCCCGGGCGAUACUAAACAUGAAAUGCCACUUAAAAUUCUUGUGCAUCUUCAAAGCAAGAAAGAAGACGACCAGAAUCAAUUUAAGCUUUAUAAUAAUUAAACUGAAAAAGUUGAAAAAGUUAUUAAACAAGAAAAAAUAUGAUAAUACCCAAAUGAGACUCCUAGGGGGAUGGAUUGUAUUUGGAUUGUGAUCGAUACUUUUUUAUCCGUGGACUUUUAAAAAAGUUCAUGAUUAAUUCUUUGAGUUUUAAAUUCAAAGAUUUUUAAGUCAUAGACUUUUAAAAUGAAUGACUUCUAUUGAGUUGAUAAAUGUAUAGACUUUUGUUGCAAAAAUACGUAUAUGAUUAUUGUCAACUCAACGCAACACCCAUUUCCAUUUCCCACCACCAUAUACUGGUGGUGUUGUACGCCUGUGUCUCCAGAAUUGCCUAACCCUUGGCUUGACAUUAUUUAAAUAAGAAUUUAUUAAUCAAACACAUUAGCAAAUAAAAAGUAGUGCGGCAAGAAAAUCAUAAAGUGAUCUCCCCUGUGCAGUUAGCUAGGGUGAAUACGGACAGGCAAGUGAGGAAGCUAUUAAGCUUGGUGGGUUUGCUUAGAGUUUGUGGCAACUAAGGGAAAAUAUGAACAUUUUAUUAAAGGACUGGUUUUCUCAGAAGUUAGAAGCUAGCCAUCUAAUCUUAAAUUCCUAACAAAUAUUUCUAUAGCACCACUAUAUUGGGUGAUAAAUUUCAUUUGGGAGUAAAAUGAUUAUCCUUUUUUCCAACAAAACAGGAUUGCUGCAGAUUUUAUUUAAUGCACAAAGCAUAUACAUAUGUUCAGGAUUUUAUCAAAUAAGAACGGAUAAAGUUGAAAGCCGCAAAAUGAACCACAAAAAGAUGCUCCCUGGAUAAUUCCUCCACUUAACUACCUCAUAACACACAGGAUAAUACUCUUGCUAUGCUAUCCCAUUUGUUCAUUUGAGAGGGGCAAAACAGGCAUUUACAAUUAUUUUGGGUGCUCAUACUAGUUCAGAGCUUUGGGACACUUAACUCUCUAGUUGAAAUAUUGUAAAUACAGGCAAACAGCGCCUCCAAACCCCAGAAAAGAUGAAAUCAUCACUGAGUAAGCAGCAGGAAAAUGGUUCAUAAAUGCGUAAUAUAGAGUAGGUUUAGGAGCAAAGCCACCUGUGCAAAUUCUAAAGCAGUAUAUGUCCAUACGUACUCUAUUGCUAGCAUGACUGCAAAUACAGAUCCCAAAAUGCCCAAUGCAAAUGAGAAUGGCGCAGCAAUCACUAGUGCUCGAGUUUUCAUAUCAUGGAUCAGCAAUUGCUCAAUGAAGCAGAAGUAGCAUAUUGUACUAAUCAAUACAAGUACAAUGAAAUCCUGCCAAGCACUUAUGGGUUGUUGCGAGUUCAUGUUCUGGCAGUUAGGCUGCAUCUGUCUGGCAUAUUGUUGAGAAGUGCUUUGCACCUAAAGCAAUGUAACAGGCAAAUUCAUCACUUCUUGCCUACACACCUCACACGUUUUGUUCCCUUUAAUGCUAAACCACUUGAUUGCACACUCAUCGUGGUUCAUACUCCCAAUAGCUGCAUUUCUUGGAGGCAUAUGAAGACAUAGAUCUGAAUUUCUUGCGGAUGGGCUUGAAUAAAAAACAACUUUUGCUGAAUCUUUCUUGUUGGAAUCAGCCUGCGGUAGUGGUGGUGUAAGAGAAUCUCCAUGUGCAGCUGAAUCGAAGCUUGUGUCUUGCUCUAAG
Messenger RNA from Cuscuta europaea, 5452 nucleotides. Lineage: Eukaryota; Viridiplantae; Streptophyta; Magnoliopsida; Solanales; Convolvulaceae. The record is from the annotation of a GenBank genome assembly.